GUGCCCAGCCAGGCGUCCCUUUCUCCAGCCCCCCACAGAUCGGGUCCAUCGGAUGUCCACUGAGACCCCCUUCCCGGGCAGCGGCCCCCCGCUCCUCGCCUUAUGUUCUACGUGGGCCUCUUCUGCGUCAACCUGCUCAUCCUCUACUACGCCUUCCUCCUGGAGUACAUCGCCCUCAACGUGGGCAUCGUCUUCCUCCCUGAGGACAUGGACCAGGCCUUGGUGGACCUCGGGGUCCUCUCUGACCCGGCCCUCGGCCUCUAUGACCUGGACAGCGAGGUGGACGUACUGGACGGCUACUGGGAGUAAAAGCUGACUGGUCAAGCCAGAGCCGGACCGCCGAGGAGGGCCAGACCCAAAUGAGAAGCUAAGGAGAGGACCCAAGUAGUCUCCAAGGAGGAAAACCGGGCAUUGGACAUCCAGACGUGGCCACAAGGCUGGGCUCCACCUUCGCCAGACCUUGCCGGACUCGAGUUGGGAUGGCGGACCCUGGAUUUGGAAGGGGCCACAAAUGUCCCGCCUGGGCCAGAAAUGGAUGUCCAACUUGUU
This is a messenger RNA of Sceloporus undulatus (fence lizard), 549 nucleotides long. Its product is annotated as dexamethasone-induced protein-like. Bases 103 to 309 code for a protein of 68 amino acids. The transcript has a single exon. The record is from RefSeq and is a predicted model, not a curated record. NCBI's taxonomy places the organism in Eukaryota, Metazoa, Chordata, Lepidosauria, Squamata, Phrynosomatidae.